AUGAUGACCACUAGAUCUGAGACAGAACAUGUCGUAGUUAACCUCGAUGUCAUAGUCGCUGACCUCCAUAGAAGUAGUCUCGAGAACUGGCAGAAGGGUGAAGGCUUUGUGAAGUAUCCUUCUCCCGAUCCGCGCUUUGAUUAUCAUCGUGCUGGGACGGAAUGUCGGGGUGAGAAUGCUGUGAAACCUGUCGUUCAGUUGGGCUGGCUUCACAUGAUGGGCAUCAUGCAAACCUUGGAAGAGCCAAAAAUGACCCAGCAAUCUUGGAAGGACUUGAAAGGUUAUUUAGCUCGCCAAAUGAUAGUCGAGAAUAAGGUCGCGGACAACAAUUGCUGA
Molecule: messenger RNA, 336 nt
Organism: Paracoccidioides brasiliensis Pb18
Exons: 3
Coding region: 1-336 (111 amino acids)
Source: RefSeq, a predicted model, not a curated record